Staurois parvus is the source of this 318-nucleotide messenger RNA. The record is from the annotation of a GenBank genome assembly. Lineage: Eukaryota; Metazoa; Chordata; Amphibia; Anura; Ranidae.
AUGUAUGUGAAAUGGUUUGAUACAGUAAUGUUUUACUAUGUGAUUUUAGUGUAUUUAGUGAAUGUCACUUUUUAUCAUUUUCAAAUUUCCCGCCGUUCCAUCCCCGUACGUCCCGACGCUCGCAUGGGAUGGAACCCAGAUGACAGAUGCCGGCAUCUUUCCGGAGGACAUUGCCGGGGACACUGCAGGAGGGACAUCGCGGGAGCGCAGGACAAGGUAAGUGAUCGAGGGAUCGCGGAGCAGCGCCGCAUGGUGUAGCUCGACUGUAGCUCGGGGUUACUGCUUGUGCUACACUCGGGAAUACCGCCAGGGAGGUUA